This is a messenger RNA of Lobosporangium transversale, 513 nucleotides long. RefSeq lists its product as hypothetical. The transcript is spliced from 3 exons. The record is from RefSeq and is a predicted model, not a curated record. The coding region runs from base 1 to 450 and encodes 149 amino acids. Lineage: Eukaryota; Fungi; Mortierellomycota; Mortierellomycetes; Mortierellales; Mortierellaceae.
AUGAGAAAUACCAUAAUCGACAUUAGAGUGUCUGCUUUGGGCGCAUCUGCAGAUUUACUGGAACCAGCACCAACUGAGAUUGGCGUCUUUAUUGCACUCGAUGUUUGCUUUGCAAGCAUUUCGGUGGAAUCUGUCGCUUUUAGCAACAAAAAGCUGACCAUUUGGCAUGAGAAAUCUUCAGAUCUGCUCACACCCCCUAAUUACCUGGCCAAAGUGAUUGCUGAUAUCCCUCGCAUCGUUCUCGCUAGAAUCAUGUUCCCAAUCCUUCUCCAACUGGCUGCCCAACCACUUCUACCUGCUUGUGUGGUACUUGUCGGAGCAGGAUUUACAUUGGCUUGGGCAAUUGUGUUUUCGGAUGAUGCACUUGAUUUGGCUGAUGCUAUUGAAGCAGGAGGUGCAAGCGAGACCAUGGGUCUAAUUUCAAAACGCUCCUCUAGCUCACACGUUUAAGCGAGAUCAGCUAGGGCCAUGGCUUGUAUUCUGCUUGAAUGGCAUGCUUAGCAUUCAUCAACU